Messenger RNA from Lecanosticta acicola, 1341 nucleotides. Lineage: Eukaryota; Fungi; Ascomycota; Dothideomycetes; Mycosphaerellales; Mycosphaerellaceae. The record is from the annotation of a GenBank genome assembly.
AUGCGAAUCGAGUUUCCCAGACGUUCCAAGAAAUGUGUCGUUCCCGCGGGUGGAGAUCCCAAGGGCGAUGAUGCUCCUGCGAUCCUGGCGGCUUUCAAGGAAUGCAGAGAAGAUGGCCAUAUUGUUUUGUCCAAUACGACUUACUAUAUCUCUACUAUCAUGAACACGACAGGUCUCAGAGAUGUGGAUCUCGAAUUGAGGGGAACAAUGCUGUGGGAUACGAACUUCGACUACUGGCUCAAGAACUCCAUGCCCAUUGGAUUCCAGAAUCAGACUGCUGCUUGGCACCUCGGAGGCGAGAAUCUGCAUUUCUACGGAAAUGGAUAUGGCACUCUGGAUGGGAAUGGACAGGCAUGGUAUAAUUUCAACCAAGGCGUUUCCAAUCGCCACGGAAGACCUCACGCGAUCCUCAUCACUGGAACAAAAAAUUCCGUCAUUGAAGGCCUUCGCUUCAUCAAAUCCCAAAUGUGGACCAUGACUGUCGCCAGAUCCGAAAAGGUUCUCUUACAGGAUAUCUACGUCAACAAUACUUCGGACAAUCAGGAUGGUUACGGAUCAAACAUCAAUACGGAUGGUGUGGAUACGGUCUACGCUAAUAAUAUCACUUUCCUGAGAUGGAUCGUGGAUAAUGGCGACGAUUCGAUUUCCAUGAAACAGAACAGCACGAACAUUUACAUCGCCAAUUGUACGUUCUACAACGGCCAGGCUCUCGCGAUGGGCAGUAUUGGCCAGUAUCCGGGACAGAUUGAAGUCAUUGAGAAUGUAACGGCCGUGGAUAUCAAAUGCGUGAACACGGGCUAUGCUGCGAGGGUGAAGACCUGGACGGGCGAGGAGAAGGGGUAUCCGCCUAAUGGGGGCGGCGCGGGUCUGGGCUGGGCGAAGAAUAUCACAUUUAAGAAUUUCGAGUUGGAGAAUGUCAAUCUAGCUUGGGCGUUGGCGCAGUGCACGAAUUAUGAAGGGAAACAGGGGGCUUGUGAUACUUCGAAGUUCCAGGUAAGUCGUCCAUGUCCUGCUCAUCAAGUAUCGAUUGACGCUGAGCUGGAGACUAUUGUAGAUCUCCGAUAUGCACUGGGGCAACGCGAACGGCACGCUCAAGGGCGAUCGCGUGGCUACGUUGCAGUGUUCUGCGGCGGCGCCCUGCUAUAACAUCGAACUGUCGAAUAAUACGCUCUGGGCUCUGGAUCAGAAUAUCCCGAGCUCUUCAUACCUCUGUGAGCAGGUGGAGAAUGCGAUUGGGUUCCAUUGUACCGGGGCGUGUGAUGGACAAUGCCCGCAUGUGCGUUGGGAAACCCCCUUUUUGACAUUCCCUCAGAGAUAUGCUGACUGAACCAGUAGGACUGA